This is a messenger RNA of Biomphalaria glabrata, 10568 nucleotides long. RefSeq lists its product as uncharacterized. NCBI's taxonomy places the organism in Eukaryota, Metazoa, Mollusca, Gastropoda, Planorbidae. Gene Ontology annotation, molecular function: DNA binding. Bases 86 to 2332 code for a protein of 748 amino acids. The transcript is spliced from 6 exons. Gene Ontology annotation, biological process: regulation of transcription by RNA polymerase II. The record is from RefSeq and is a predicted model, not a curated record. Gene Ontology annotation, cellular component: nucleus.
CAACUUUCUUUUUCACCUGUAUGCCGUCAACGUCACCGAAUUCGGGGUCACUGGCUGGUGACGUAAGCGACACGGGUCUGUCAACAUGGUUGACUGUGGUAGCCCUCGGUGUGCUCAAGAAAGGCGUUCUUUAAGGAGAGAUCUUCAAUGCUGGAGCAAAAAACUGCCAGUCGUGUUAGGAUUGGAAAGAAUAGCAGCAGAUUAUGUUGAUAAGGAAACUGCACAAAAACUUUUGGACCCAUUUCCAGAAUGGGAAAAGGAAAUAAAACAAGAUUUUCAACCCAGUCAAAGAUGUUUUCACUGUGAGAAGAAGCUGCCAAAUAUUUAUAAACGUAUUAAGAGAAUCAUUGAAGAUGCUAAAAAGGGAAAAGAAAAUGGUGGGAAAAUUUGUUUGAGGUCUCUACAAGACUUGAUGCCAUUCUGUUUAGAUUUUUAUACUCGAGGAUUUGGUCGAGAACUGUUUAGCGAUCUGGUGAAAUCUCAUUUUUUAACGAUUGUCCCACAAGUAGAUGUAAAGGAAGAGCCAGAACCAUUAGAAUCCCCCCCAGCAAGCACUGACCUAGCUAGAUUAAGAAUACCUCAUUUGGCAUCAGGAAGGUCUUACAAGAAGCAGGAGAGCAACCGACAGAAUUAUACAGAAGAAGACAUUGACCUUGCAGUAUCUGAUAUUAGAAGUGGCAAGUUGGGCACUCGAAGGGCAGCCAUGAUUUAUGGGAUACCUCGUUCCACACUGAGAAGCAAGAUGGUCAAGCCAGAACGAGACUCCGCUGCACCAGAGGAUUACGCUGAGGGCCUCAAAGAUAUUAGUGAUCUUGAACUCUACCAGUCAGCUCAACCUUGUCCCUUGGCGGGAUUGAAGAUGUCAGAUAUGGGCGUGUUUGGAAUGUGCGAGUCUGUGAUGUCAUUUUUCCCACCGAUGCCCUUCCCUGUUUGCCUGAAGCACACAGUUAGUGACCUUGUGGCUGAACAGCGUCUGAGCCAGAUUAGACGAAUGCACAACUUAAAUGGGUUCACUGAGAACCAUCCUCGGCCAGCUCACUCUAACCAACUCCGACUUCCACUCCUGGUCAACAUCGUUCGUAAGCUAGUUCAGCAGAAGAUGAUGGAGAUAAAGGAAAAUUUCAGCAGAAAAAGUUACGAGACUAAAUCUCAGCAGACGCCAGAUUCAGAUAUCUUUAAUUCUUUUGGUCCAUACUUGCCAGCUUUUUCCCCAUUUUUAAAUACUGGUCACAAUGAUGAGAACCUAACUGGCCCUAUGUACAAACACAUCAUGGAAAGUAUCUACUCGAACAUGAUGAACGAGGACAAUCCACUCCCUAAACCUUUUGGGAAGGUCAAUGAAAGCAGCAGGAUUGGCGACACGCUCAAAGACAUUAUUGCUAAAACUUUGUCCGAGAAAAUCAAGUUCCGGGAUGGGAGUUCCGAUGAAAGCUCAUUACACUCCAAUCCUGACACAUACAAACAUUUUACAGCUAAGCAGCCAGAGCGUAGUUCACUAGGAUUUACUUUAGAUCUACAUGUGGCUAAAAAAGAGGGCAAAGUUUCCAAUGGGGGCUGCUCUCCACCCAAAAGAGUUAAAAAAGAUUGUAUUAAGUCAGCUCUCCAUCCUCCCAGUUCCGAAUCUAACUCUUCAGCUGGUAAGAAAACACGGCCGAAACGUGGACAGUAUCGCAAAUAUAACUCGCAGCUUUUAAUGGAUGCUGUUAAAGCCGUUCAACGAGGAGAGAUGAGCGUCCACAGAGCUGGCAGCUAUUUUGGGGUGCCUCACUCCACGCUAGAGUACAAGGUCAAAGAACGGCAUUUGUUGCGUCAGAAAAAGUCUCGAGAUCUACUUUCUCCAUCCAACUGCAAAGAGGAAGUGAUGGCAUCAGUGACCUCAUUUCCUAAUAAUUCCAAUGGUAGCCCAUUGCUAGAUGAAGAUAGUCACAGCAUGUCCAAAAUAAUAGAUGGUCAAAUGUCCCCUUCCGUGUCAUCUGUUGCACCUACAUCGAAGUCUGUGAGCCCACCAGCCUCCUCCCCUGCCCCUGUGAGUGCCUUAGGUCUACCUGCAGUCAACAAGGAAGCUGGCAUGGCCUGGUUCCAGCCCUAUAUGGCUACUGCUCCCAGUCAACUGGACACAGUGCUAGGUAUUCACCCGAAUCUCACCCUCAACAACUCGGCCUCAGAGCUAUUAAUACAGCUGCAACAUAAAGUUCAAGCAAAGUGCUCUGCGGCAUUCCCAGCAGACACUGCUUUUGAUUUGCCUUGUAAUAAAGAUCGUGUCUUUGAUCUAAGCUCCACCAGCAGCAGCGCAUCAUCCGAUCGAAUCACUCUUUACAAACAAACUAUCUGAUCAAAUCACUUUUUACUUUUUACAAUCAACCCGAUAAACUUUUUUUUGUCAUCAGAAUGUGAUACAGUUCUUUCAAAAGUACAACUCUAUUUUUUAAAGAAACAAAGUGCUUUUUUUUUAUUAUUCUAAUUGGUAAACAGUGUUAGUCAUUGUUACAGUAAAAGAUAUCUCUAUUCUCUACAUCAUACAACAUGCAUGUUAUAAAUAUCUUCUCUUUGUAAGCGCUUGAUUCUCUCCACAAGUUCAUAUCAAGAGAUGCCAACUUAGCUUUUUUUUUUAAUGCUUUUGAUAAUUUUCAACACAUUUUGUGUUGUAUUUAAAUUUGUAGAUACAACGAGAUUUUCUGUAUUGGUCUUUGUGUCAUUGAUAUGUUACUGUCUUGUUUUUACGUGCAUAUUAUUAUGUGCUGUCUAUAAUGGUAUGGUGUGUUGUUAGUGUGUAUCUGUCCUGGGGUCCAUUGAAGUGUGUAGGCCUAUCUGUCCUGGGAUCCAUUGAAGUGUGUAUCUAUCUACCUGUACUUCUCCAAACACAUUCCAUUUCUUCUAAUGUUGAAUCGAGUUUGUUGUCAACUGAGAACAUUUUGUGUAUAUUUUGCUCAAAACAUGUAAAUAAUUAAAUCUUUUCAUAUUUUAUGAAACUGACCUAUAUAUAAAUCUAUAUUUGUACAAUAAGAGUUUUUAAUGUUUUGAUUUGAAAUUAUAAAGUCCAACAAACAAAUUUAAAAAUAAAAACAAAAUUUUAAUUAACCGGAGGAGCUGUUUGAAAUACAAUUUUCUUGUAGCAAACUUCUUAGGAAACUGUCAAGUGAAUGUUUUUGUUGUAAUCCUCAUCUAAAGUGUUAUGUGAAUGUUAUAGUAAGCUAAAGAAAUGAGAGCCUUGUAACUGGAAUACUUUUACAAAAAUAGCUACCAUUAGACUGACUUAGACAUAGAUCCUCCCAUACCGUUUGGCGCACUUGGUGGCAAGCUGUCUCCAUAAAGAUCUGUAACUGGCAAUGUCUGAAGCCUCUUCCCAUCUUGUGUCCAAUGCUCUGAGGUCCAUCAUGAAAGUUUGGCACCAAGUUAUACGAGGACAUUUGUGCUUUUCUCGUAUUGGCCUCCAUGUCAUCGCAACUCUAUUGGUAUGCGUAAUUUACUUCUGUCAGAGGACAUAUUUUUUUCUUGAUUAAAUUUUUUAAUAACAAAUUUUGUUGCAAGAAUUCAAGUUUGUCUUUAACUAUUGACUGUCAUAGUUGUCUAUAGCUUUAUGGCUUUCAUAUUUGUCUAUAGCUGUAUGGCUGUUUUGUUUGUUUGUUUUUUGUUGCACUAAGUUUACUGUUGUUAAAGCCAACAUUUUACUUUAGUUUGAUGUAUUUCUUGAUGUAUGUAUUGUACCACUGCCAUAAUGGGUUCAAAAAAACUUUUUUUUUCAGAGGAUCAAUUCUAUUUUAAUCUUUACGAAGUUUUAACAAAAGAUUUAUUGUGAUAAUGGCCCAGUUAAAGGAAGAUUAUACUUAUGCGUGCAUUCUUGAACCGAUACAUGUAACUUAAAAUUAACGUCUAAAAUGUGACAUCAGCUCAUGAACUUACAGAAUCCAACAAAUUCAUAAUAGUUCGAUCAGUUAAGAGAUAAGCUAGCCAAAGUCCUGGUUAGUUUUUUUCACUUAUUAUUUCACCCCAACAAUUUUCGGAGUUUAAAAUAAAUAAAACUUUCUUUCAUAAUUACAAGGCCUGUAUUCUGUUACAUCAGCCAGUUCAAAACUUUAUUUCAGCUUAUAUGGAUGUAAAUUUUGUUAUUUCAUUGGACUAUCCGAUUGCCGCUACCCAAACCUUAUGUUUUAUGUUUAUGUUUUAGAAUGAAUGCAGUAAACAUUUCCUCUGGGUGUUUUAAUGUUCUCCCUGACCUAUAAAAUAGGCCUCAACUUAAACUGUUGAUGUUUCUAAAGAGUCUUUAUAUUAACACAACAAAAAAAAGCUUUAUUACACCAGAGUCAAAAGAUUGGAGACUUGCCUUAACUCUAUAUUCUUGUCUCAAUGAUCACACGUAUAUAUGUAUUGUACAGGGGGUGAGCUUUAGAUUUUUGAUAAUGACUUUUUUUUUUACUGUAAAACUUUUAUAUUUCAUGGUGCUCAGAAUAUUGUCUCAAUUUGUACAUUGCUUUUAUCUUCUUGUUGUCUCAUUAUUUUUUCAUUGCACAUGUGUACAUCAUGCACUUGAUUUGUGGUGGGGUCAAGGGUCAAAGCACUUUCAAUUUUUUUUUGUAUUAAAUAUACAAGUUUCGACUAUAGGUACAUAUGUUCUAAACAUUGCUCUAAGCUAGUAACCUGUUCCAGCAGAAAUGAAUCUUAAGUCUAGUUAUUCUUUAAGGAGUGACAAAUUUUAAUUUUUAACAGAGUGCUCUUUUUCAUGUAUGAAUUGUUGCUUUCUGAUAUAUUUUUUUUUUAACUACUCAAUUUUUUAUGAAGGCAUUUCUGCAGAGUUCUAACAAAGUUGAAUUUAUUUUUAGACCUUAUCAGUUAUUACACUUCAUUUUUGUAAUAUACUUCUAAAAUUAUUUAGCAAAGUAUAUAAGACUUUUUUGUCGAGAGAUUUAUUGAAAACCACUUUAGACAUAACAUUUUUUAGACUCAUCAUUUUUUUAUGUUUAAAUUACUGAUUAGAAAUCUCUGAAUGAAGCAUGGUUAUGAUCUCCCUUUUUUAUAUCGAAAUGUUCAUAAUUAGCUUGUAAAAACUAUUUUGUAGUAAUCGUUUGUAUCGAGAGUUUAUCACUCCCUCCUCAUUCUAAUGCAUUGAUACCCUUCCUACAUAGUAUUUCUCUCUAAAAUUAAAAAACAAUCUUCUUCCAAGUGGCACCUGUGUGAAGAAGUUAGAGGUUGGAGCUAAUAAUCCAUUUGAACUAGGAUAGUCUUUUUAAUAAUGGAAUGACAAACUAGACUCCCGUUUAAGAAAGAAAGGAAGAAAAUCUACAGAAAGUUUUAUUUUUAAAAGAUUUUCUCAAUGUAAAUUUGACAAAUAUUGAUUGUUUUGUGAAAUAAUUUGAAUUGUUUACUUUUUCUGCAUUCAACUUGUUCAUAAACAUUUUUUUCCUGUUUCCUUUUUAUUUGUUUCCCAGCAACUGUCAACAUGACCUUAACUUUAAGUUUGUUUGUGACUCUGUUAUUAAUGAUCACUUUGUUGAUACUUCUUCUAGUCAGCCAUCUUGGUUUUGAUUGUGCUUCAAGUCACACAUACACAUUUUUUAACUUAUUUUUAUUUUGAAUCCGAGGAUUGUUGUCAUUAUCACCAUUGUGUGCUUUAAACAAGAACAAUUUUGGAUGUCAAAUUAGUUCAGAUAUUUUGAAUAUCUAUUUUUUAUUUUUUUAUUGCUGGUAAGUAAUAAGAAGAAAGGAUAAGUGAAACAGAUUCACUUCCAAAAUGUAUUUCCUCAGAGGUAGACAUUUGUGGCAACUUUUCUUUCAAAUUUUUUUAUUAAAUUCAUUGCUUUACACCAAACACAUUUACAUUUGUUAUGGCAUGAUUAGGAAUUUGUUUCGUAAACAGGGGAAGUUUUGACUUAGAGACUAAAACAUGACUAGUAAAAAUUAGACUAGGUUUUGAGGAAGAAUGACAAAAUGUAAACAGAGACUACAUAUGACGGCUUUAAAGAGUGGCAGCUUUUAUGAACGUAUAAAUUUAGCUUGACGACAUUCUACAGUUCCCUUCAUUAUUAUUAAACUUCUUGUUCGACAUUCACUAUCAGCGUCGACUAACUUAUAUUGUGGGCCUUUCACCUGUGUUAUUGGAUUUCGUUACUUGAGUGUUACCUCUGUUUGACUUAACUGCAUAAUACACAUUUCUUCUUGACCAAUCUUAAAGGAAAACUUUGAUGGUUUUUCAAAUUUGAGUUCUUGACAUAUUUAAAUUCUGUGUAAAAAGUUGUAAUAGUAAACAUUUUACCAUUUUGUAUUUAAAUGCUUACAAACAUUUAUAUUUAAUAAAUUAGUCAGUGAAUUCUUGACAUCUAAAAAAAAACCCGGGGUUCUUUGAGAUUUUGUUUUUAGCUCAGUCAAACGUCACUUCCUGCAACAAUACUGAAAGAGAAACUACAUUUAACCAAUCUUAUUGCUUCAUUCUUACAGUAGCUGUUAGGCUUAGUGACGGCCUAGUCCAGAGCUAUGGUACAGUUAUAUAUAAAGAGAGAUCUAAAAGCAUUAGGAUAACCAACUCGAGAAAAAAAGUAACAUUUUCAUCUAGGCCCCUCCCUGUCCUAAAAAGUAAAUAGAUUGUGUGUCUGACUGAUUCUAACAAACUGGUCAGUGUAAGGCUAGUCUAGACUAGUGAUAGUGUUUGUGUGUGUUGAGUGGUCAGGUGAGAAAAUACACACUGCCGUGGUUAGUCAUCCAUGUAAAUCUACUUUCAACACAUAUUUUGUUAUUUGAUUACAAGAUCUACAUCUAACUGCAUAGACGAGGAUAUAUUUCUUUUAUGAGAAUGUAAACUUUACUGUAUGGUCUCCCGUUAUACAAUAAGUCAAUAGAUUAAGUUAAUAGGUUAGUGAUAUGUCACAUAGAAACCGGGUGAAAAUCUGAUUGUUUUGGAUGCGCAAGAAAAUUACACCAGAAAAACAUCAAUUACUAAGUUAUUAUUGCUAAUUCUAAAAAAAGAAUAAUACAUAUUAUAUAAAAAAUUGUCAAAACCAUCAGAGUUUCCCUUUAAAGUUGGUUUCUAGAUUUAUCAUUGAUAUUUAAAGACUUUUUGACUGGCUUACAAAAUGUUUAUUCACAAUUACAAUUUUUUUUUUUUAUGUUUUCUUUUUUUUUUAUUUUUGCUAGUCAUUUUUUUUUUUGUUUUGUUUUUUUUUUGUUUAUUUCCAAAUAUUUGUAAAUAUUAAACCUUACAAAGAUCUUUUAACAAAAAGAUAUAUAUUCCAGAUUUUUAAAAAAAUGUGUUAUUGUUAAGUAUUUUUUAUUACCAGGUUGUGCUUUUUCCUUCUUUUUUUUUUUCGGUUCAACUUUUGUGACUGAAACUGUUACCAUUGUUUGUUGGAUUACUUUAAGAGGGAAGUGAAUAUAUUUGUUUUCAAAUCACUAGCCUAUGUAUUUAUUGCCAGAGAUGUUUACUCUAAAUAUCUCUUGUACACUAUGGAAGAACAUUCCAAUAUAUUGUAUUUGUACCAUAAGAGACUUUUCAUUCUCUGUGUUCCUCAUAAAUGCUCAAAUUUUCUCUCUUUUUUAAAUUUUAAUUCCAACAUCUAGUCAUAUUAAUAUUAAUCUUUUUUUUUUUUUGUAAGGCAAUGGGCUACAGAACAAACAACUUUUGUUGACAAAGCUGAUUAAAAGCUAUUUGGCUGCCUGGUCGUGUGGUUUGGGCGCUGGAUUGUCGUUUGGAUUUAUCGAGGGUCCCGGGUUCAAACCCUGCCCGCUCCCAUCUCCCGCCGUUCUUCGGGAGGUUUGGGCUAGGAAGUAAACUAUCUUCAACUCUGAAGGAACAUCUGAAAAAUGUAAAACAUUUUACAAAAAAUGUGGUUUGAGAUUGAAAUAAAGGUUAGUUAAAAUGAAAAUAAUUCAUUUUCACAAUAAAAGUGUAAGCAAUUACUAUAAACAUUAUAAUAUAGUUCAGUGCAGCAAGUAGAUAUAUUAUUCUGAAUCUGACCCAUUAAUUAACCUAAAGAGAUGGUGAACAAGUUUAAGUACCUAUAUCUUCAAUUAUCUUCAGAUUAAAUUCAUGGCUAUUUCAACUGCAUUAAGAAAAAUAUUUGCAACUCUAAUAUUUUCCUGUUUUUCAAUUUAAUUUUUUUUUUCAUUAUAUUUUAGUCUGGUUUGAGGACCCCAAAAUCACUUUUUCUUAUAAACAUACAGAUCAGUUUGGUUCUAGAGCAAGAGUUAUGGUUCUUACAAAUUAAUUCUCCCAGAGUUAGUUUCCAAUAAAUGGGCCAUAGACAUAAAUAAAUAUAGACUGGCCGAAGGAAGUAACUUCAUGUAACUUGAAAACAUGUAUAUCUAUUGUAUUCGGAUUUCCAAAAUAUGAAAAGUUGCAUGAUCUUCAUUCUUAGAGAUUAAACAAAACUACACUGCCUCCUUAUUUACAAUAUAUAUAGGUGUGUAUAGAUAUGAAUACUUAACUUUUAUACUGCUCAUAAAUGCUUUAUAAUAAAGUACACAAAAUUGCAAGUCACAAAUUUUCGUUUCAUAAAACUCUUUAAUUGGCCAGUCUAUAUUUAUUUAUGUCUAUGAAAUGGGCUGUCACUUAAUGAAAUUUCUCCAAGACUUAUAAUAUCGAUAAUUAAAACCAUUACCAGGAUAUUGACUGAAAAAUGAAGUGUUCAUCAGCUACUGACACUAAAAUCACAUUCUCGGUAUCGCAGUUUUACAUUGUAAUUAUUGUACCAUUGCAUAAAUUAGUAGAUAUAAUGCAUAAUUUAAUCACUAGGUAAACAAAUCAGGUAAUUUAUAAUUAAUGUUCACCUAUUGCUUUGAUCAAGCGUAGCAAAUGCUACAGUGGACUGCUAGAAGCUAAUCAUCGCAAGCUUUUGCAACAUUGCUCAUAUCAACACUGUCUACUCAUUCAAAGGGAACUAAUCUAUCUGUAUGUGAAUUGGGAUAUCACAAGAGAAGAUAAUUAACAUUUCGUUUAGUUUUUCAAGUCUUUUUGAGAAUUAAUUUUGAAAAAGCCCAAUAAUUUUAUUUUCCCAAGUCUGGAUGUGGAAAUGCAUUUGAUUUUAAUAUUUAUUCUAGUCAUAGUUUUUUUUCUUAAGCGAGGGGAAAAACUUAGAAAAAAAAAAUUCUAUUCAGCUGAGAGUGUCAUCUGUUGCAUUAAUCUAAAUUGUAUGUUUCUCUUUUCAUUUGAGAACCAGAUGUUCUAUGUAUCUUUCAGUUUUUUUUUGUUUUUUUCAAGUGCCUUUAUUUGUUUCUCCCCUCUCCUUUUUUAUUUAUUUAUUUUUUUUUUGCUUUGUUUAUUUGUAAAAAAAAUUUUUCCUUUGUAAAACUUUGUGACCUAAAUUUUAUGUGUUCAUGUUUUGAAUUGCAACACUCAUUGAUUUUAGUGUACCACUCUGUCGCAUUUCCCAUGAUUCAGUAACUUGACUUUUUGAACUUUGAAUGUUAAAGCUCAAGUGUUUACCAAAUGUAGAUCAUAAAGUUUUAUAGAAAAUUUUUUCGCCCAAUCCUCUAUGCCCUAGACCAGUGUUUCUCAGCCAAUAGUAUGCAUACCCCAUUAGCAUUUUUUAUAACGCUUUAUAAAAAGACAUUUUUUAAAACUGAUAACUAAAGUCAGCACAUUUGAUUUUAAUUGUAAAUAUCCAAAAUGCUCAUUACUGAAAAAAAAAAAAACACAUUUAUUAUUUGAAGAGUGAUAUUGCAAGACUGAAAUGAAAUUCAUUGGCAAUUGGCAGCAAUAAUAAUAAUGACAUAUUCUGGGCUAACAAUUAACCUUGAACUGCAGUGAUGGUAGGACAAUCAAGAUGGGCAUUGGUUAUUGCUGCAACAUUUAAUUCACAAAAAUGUAUUGAUCAACCAACAUUGGAAACAAAAAAAUAUUUCAGAAUGUGAAAAAAAAAAAUUACUGAUAUAAUUUUUUAUAAAUGUAGAUUACCGAGAUUAAUAGUUUCUUAACAGGAAUUUUUUAUUCCGCAAGUUUCAUUUUUCUGAAAUUGACAGAAUUUUAUGAAUGAGGAUACAAGAUCAGAGUGAUUUUGGUGUCAUGUCUGCCUUGAGUUGGUGCCUUUAGUUUAGACCUAACUACAUAACACAAAGACAACAAAUGACUAGAACUGUUUGUUAAUAAUGAUAUGUACCUUUAAUUGUUUCUUUCAAUCUUGAACAUCCACAUUUUUUAUAUUCUUUUUGUGUUCAGACUAAUGUUGUCAAGGGAGAUCAUGCUUAAUCUCCAACGUUUUUUUUUUUACAAAAGUUGUCAACUUUUUUUUUUUUUUUUUGGAAUGUUGUGAUUUUCUUGUGCAAUUUUUUUUUUAUUAUCCCAAAUUUUUUUGUUUGACAUUAAACAUUUUUUGGGAAUUGUUUUCUUGUAUGUCUAUUAGUAUUUUGAUCCUAGUAUAGAGUGAAUGUUCCUUGCUCAGUGUGCUUCUAAUUGCUGAAUUAACAAUACGUUUCUAACUGAUAUAACAUUACAUUGGAGACACUAGGUCUUAAGCUUGCAAAUUCAGCUGAAGGUCAUGUAAAAAGAUGGAGAAAAGACCUAAAAGAUUAUAUACUACAGCUUAUUGAUUAAAGGGAUAAUACAUACAAAUAAUACAUAGAAAUGAGCUGACCCGUGGCGUAGC